Molecule: messenger RNA, 1620 nt
Organism: Olea europaea var. sylvestris
Lineage: Eukaryota; Viridiplantae; Streptophyta; Magnoliopsida; Lamiales; Oleaceae
Product: protein FAR1-RELATED SEQUENCE 2-like
Exons: 5
Coding region: 125-1162 (345 amino acids)
Biological process (GO): regulation of DNA-templated transcription
Molecular function (GO): zinc ion binding
Source: RefSeq, a predicted model, not a curated record
AUGCGUUCUUUGAUGGUUACGUCAUUCGAAGACCACGCCGAAGCAAUUUGUAGAACAGUACGAAGUAGCACUGCGAUGUAAGGUAGAGAAAGAGUUCCAGGCUGAUUUCAAAUCUUUUUCGCAAAUGGUCCCAUGUGCAAUGCAAUACGAAAUGGAGCUACAAUUUCAGUCAGUUUAUACCAUUGCAAAAUUCAGGGAAGCUCAGGAUGAGUUCACGGGGAAGGUUUACUGCAAUGUCAUAUCUACUUUGGAAAGAGAUACGUUGACGAUGUAUGAGGUGCGCGAGGAUGUUAUGCAUGAGGGGCGACGAAGGAAAAAAACAUUCUUCGUCUCAUUUGAGAGAGAGAACUAUGACAUCGUUUGUAGUUGCCAUUUGUUUGAGUUUAGGGGAAUUCUUUGUCGCCAUUCAAUUACAGUUCUUAUUCGUUGCGAUGUCACAUCCCUUCCGAAGAGGUACAAACUGCGGAGAUGGAGAAGAGACGUUAGUGGGGCACAUACCAGAGUCGCCGUAAAUUAUGAUGGUUUGAUCAGCUCUCCUAAGCAAUUGAGAUAUGAUGAACUGUGUCAUGAGUUUGCAAAACUGGCUGACCUUGCUGCAGAUGACGAAGGGCGGUCGCGUGUGAUACUGGAUUGGAUAAAACUUCAGUGCAAAGAUCUUUCGAUGUUGAAAAUGUCGCACAGUGGAAGCAAUGUGAUCGCACAUCAUACUAUUCAAGUAGCCGAUCAGUGUACCAACUCCCAGAACGAUGCCAACGUGAAAAUAAGAGAUUCGAAAUUGUCGCGUAGAAAGGGAGCGCCCAAAAAACUGAGGACAAAAGGUCCACUGGAGUCGAGUUCGAAGAACACAAAGUCAGCAUCAAGCAAAGGAAGGAGACCUAUUGGACGACAUACUGGUACACAAGAGAGCGCUGUCCACGUUCAUGAAGCUCAAAAACAAAACUACUCAAUGCAGCCUCCGCCUCCUUGCCUACAAUAUUCGAUGCCAUCAACAUUUCCCGUCUCACAGUAUACUUUUGUGACACCAUUCUCACAUUCAGGGGUAUUACCGAUGUCAAAUUACAUCGUACCAUCGUCAUCAAAUAUUAUGCAUAGUUCUCAAGGUCAACCAAUGCCAUACUAUCAUCCAUAUUUAUCAGACCAUGGAGGCUCAGGCAUUCUAUAAAGAAGUAAUGCCUGGUUUUGAUGUCUUGGGGAAAAAAAAUCUUUAUUUCUCAAGAACGUUUCGAAAUGGAGCAAAAAUGAAACUUUUGGAAAUGGGCAGGUUGCUAUUGUCAAAGACAUAAGGGAAUCAAUGCUUGAAGAUAUUUACAUGACCUGGGACUUACUACGCAGGCUACAGCUAUUUAUAAGACCUGGGACUUCAUAUUUGGCAAAAGUGUACCCCCAGAUCAGUUGCUUGGGCACUCAUACAAUUGUUAAAUGCUGUACAUUAUGUGGAUGGAUAUUGAAUGGUCUUUAGGAGUUCACUAUUGUUGUUAUGGUCUCAUUAGGCAUGUUGAACUAAGAAAUGUAAUUAAGUUCUAUCAUUUUUAAUAUGGUUGAAAGCUUAUUUGAUCAACCAACAAAUGUAUUUAAGUUCUGUCACUUUUAAUAUGUUAUAAAGCUUAUUUGUUCAAUUAA